Messenger RNA from Chenopodium quinoa (quinoa), 1688 nucleotides. RefSeq names its product chalcone synthase 3-like. The record is from RefSeq and is a predicted model, not a curated record. Gene Ontology annotation, molecular function: acyltransferase activity, transferring groups other than amino-acyl groups. Gene Ontology annotation, biological process: polyketide biosynthetic process. NCBI's taxonomy places the organism in Eukaryota, Viridiplantae, Streptophyta, Magnoliopsida, Caryophyllales, Amaranthaceae. The coding region runs from base 105 to 1247 and encodes 380 amino acids. The transcript has 2 exons.
AUUCAGUGAGGAUAUACAAACCAAUUAAGCUUAGGUAAAACACAUUCCUCAACAAAGUUGUUUCAUAAUCAACUAAACUAACCCUAUUCCAGUUCCAGCUAAAAAUGGCAUCCGCAUCAAUGAACCCUGCCACAAUCCUCGCCAUUGGCACUGCUAACCCUCCAAACGUAAUGUAUCAAUCUGAUUAUCCAGAUUACCAUUUCCGUACCACAAACAGCGAUCAUUUGACUGAUCUUAAGGCCAAGUUCAAGCGCAUAUGCGAUAAAUCUAUGAUAAGGAAACGUCACUUUUACAUGAAUGAAGAAAUCUUGAAAGAAAAUCCUCAUUUAGGUGAUAAUAAUGCUUCUUCCAUUGGAACUCGUCAAGCUCUGUGUGCUAAUGAGAUUCCCAAACUUGGGAAAGAGGCUGCUGAGAAGGCCAUUAAAGAGUGGGGAAAACCCAAGUCAAUGAUCACCCAUCUUAUCUUUGGCACUAACUCGGACUUCGAUUUACCUGGGGCCGACUUUCGGCUAGCCAAGCUUCUCGGCCUCCAGCCAACGGUAAAGCGAUUUAUCCUGCCUCUAGGUGCUUGUCAUGCAGGCGGUACAGCCCUUCGUAUAGCCAAGGACAUUGCUGAGAACAACCGUGGCGCUCGUGUAUUGGUUAUUUGCUCAGAGAGUACUGCCAUUAGUUUCCAUGCCCCAAGCGAGACCCACCUAGUGUCACUUGCCAUAUUUGGAGAUGGCGCCGGGGCAAUGAUUGUGGGUACUGAUCCUGAUGAGCCUAGUGAGCGACCCCUCUUUCAGCUUGUUUCGGCCGGGCAGAUUACAUUACCAGAUUCAGAAGAUGGUAUUCAAGCUCGCCUUAGUGAGAUUGGUAUGACCAUUCACUUAAGUCCCGAUGUCCCCAAAAUUAUAGCUAAAAACAUCCAAACUUUGUUAAGUGAAUCGUUUGAUCAUAUUGGGAUUAGUAAUUGGAAUUCAAUUUUUUGGGUUGCUCACCCUGGAGGACCAGCAAUAUUGGACAAGGUGGAAGCCAAACUUGAACUCGAGACGAGCAAGCUGAGUACUAGUAGGCACAUACUAAGUGAGUAUGGGAAUAUGUGGGGUGCAAGUGUGAUAUUUGUAAUGGAUGAGAUGAGUAAGAGGUCAUUGAAAGAGGGCAAAUCAACUACUGGAGAAGGAUGUGAAUGGGGUGUGCUUGUUGCCUUUGGUCCAGGCAUUACAGUUGAAACUAUCGUUCUUCGUAGUAUGCCAAUUAAUUAUUAACUAUUUAGCUACGAUGACAUUUGAAUGCAUUCGGAUAUGAUAAAAUGUAUUAUUGUGAUACAUUUUCAUCAAAUACCUCUUUUGCAAUGUUAUUUUAGAAAAUAAAUAAUGUAUCAUAGUUUAAAAGGUGGUACCGCUAAUAGCACGCUGCAUGUCUAUGUCACGUCUAUGUUAGAGGGACGUUGUGUAUGUUGACUCAUAUAGUACGCCUCUUUAGUUAACCAUUCUAUUUGAUUUCUUUAUUUUUUUAAUUAAAUGUGACGACGAACGCCUUAAUUAACCGUUCUAUUUGAUUUUAAAAUAUUAAUUUUUUUUUAUAUAUCUAAGCUCAUUCUCAACCAGCCGUUCAUAGCUUACAUGUAUUCAAAACUUUCACCUCUUUAUCUCUCCUUCUCAGUGUCGGCCCACUUAGAGAGCUCCUCCAUGAUUCUAAUCUAACCC